Molecule: messenger RNA, 717 nt
Organism: Dermatophagoides pteronyssinus (European house dust mite)
Lineage: Eukaryota; Metazoa; Arthropoda; Arachnida; Sarcoptiformes; Pyroglyphidae
Source: RefSeq, a predicted model, not a curated record
GACAAUAAUAAUGAUGAUUAUUGAUAAUUAAUUAGUGAUGAUGACAUCAAUCAAUCAAAUGAUUUAUUUAAAACAAUUCAUCAUUGUAACCACUUGUAGAACGUUUCGAAUAAUUUGAAUUAAUAUUGAGACCAAAAAAGAAAAAAAAAAUUAUUAUUUUAUUCGAUUCAAAUAAUUAAUGUUCAUUUAUUUUAAUCAUUAUUAUUAUUAUUAUUAUCCCAUUUUAUCAAUUUCAUUGACGAUGUUGUUCUACAAUAUUUGUAUCAAUAUUUUUUACAUGAAUCAUGUUAUUGUUGAACAUAUUAAGAUAAUCAUUCGAUUUGUAAUGAAUUAUUUGAAAACAUUUUUUCAACAAUCUUUCCAACAUCAUCAUAAUCAUCAUCAUCAAUCGUAUCGUAAUCGACAAAAACAACAACAACAACAGCAGCAGCAAGAUUUUCUAUUCCAAUCAAUAUCAAAUUAUCGUAAUAAUCGUCUCAAGUGUAAAUAAUAUUUUAUCUGGUUCGUCUGAUUUUUUCAUCAUUUUUUCCAGAAGUUUUAAAUACUCGAAGAAAAAAAUUAAUAUUCAUAAAGUAGUAGUGGUGAACAGAAAAAAAAACAAACUCAUCAUUUGUUGCAUUUUGUUUUUUGUCUUGUUUUGUAAAAUAUAAAGAAUUUUUUUUUGUUUGUUUGCUAAAUUUGUUAAAAGAAUGCCAAUACUCUACGAUACUCGACGAU